Myxozyma melibiosi is the source of this 1742-nucleotide messenger RNA. RefSeq names its product amidase signature domain-containing protein. The transcript has a single exon. Lineage: Eukaryota; Fungi; Ascomycota; Lipomycetes; Lipomycetales; Lipomycetaceae. The record is from RefSeq and is a predicted model, not a curated record. The coding region runs from base 169 to 1572 and encodes 467 amino acids. Gene Ontology annotation, molecular function: catalytic activity.
GGCUUGGAGGCAGAGAAGUAGCUUCCUCCUCGUAUAUAGUUCACCGCCUCUGCUCAUCUUCCCACUCUUGCUCCUCCUUACUCCUACUCCUCCUUACUCCUACUCCUCCUCAUACUCCUCUUCACACUCCCCUCACACCUCCUCACACUCCCCUCACACACCCACACAAUGUCCGUCGAAACAAUUGGCUGGUCCAUCCCCCAGUGGCUCGAGGCCCAGCGCGCCGCCUCCCCCGAAGAAGGUCUCGCCCGCAUCGUCGCCCAGGUCAAGACCUUCAAGCCCGACGACGUCGCCUUCAUCACCAUCGCCUCCGAGGACGUCCUCAAGCAGCAAUGGGCUGAACUCCAAUCCAUCCCCAACGCCAAAGACCUCCCGCUCUACGGCGUGCCCUUCGCGCCCAAGGACAACAUCGACGUCGCGGGCAUGCCCACCACCGUCGCCUGCCCGGCCUUCAAAUACGACCCCACCGAAGACGCAGUGAUCAUCAAGACCCUCAAGGCCGCCGGCGCGAUCCCCAUCUGCAAGACCAACCUCGACCAGUUCGCGACCGGCCUCGUCGGCACCCGCUCGCCCUACGGCGCCGUCCCCUCCGCGCUCAACGACGCCUAUUGCUCCGGCGGCUCCUCUUCGGGCUCCGCCAACGUCGUCUCCCGCGGCCUCGCCGCCUUCUCGCUCGGCACCGACACCGCCGGCUCCGGCCGCGUGCCCGCAAUGCACAACAACCUCAUCGGCCUCAAGCCCUCCCGCGGCGCCUUCUCCGCCACCGGCGUCGUCCCUGCCUGCCGCGAGCUCGACUGCGUCUCCGUCUUUGCCCAGACGCUCCCCGACGCGAAGCUCAUCUUCGACAUCGCCGCAAAGUACGACCCCGUCGACUCCUACUCGCGGCCCCUGCCGACCCCCAUGCCCGCCUCCUUCGGCGCCAAGCCCCGCCUCGCGAUCCCCGACGUGCCGCUCUGGUUCGACGACGUCCAGAACGCGCCGCUCUGGGAGAAGGCCCUUGACGAGUACCGCGCCGCCGGCGUCGAGCUCGUGCCGAUGGAUUUUGACCCCAUGUACAGACUCGGCAAGUGCCUCUACGAAGGCCCCUGGGUCGCCGAGCGCUACACCGUCGUCCGCAAGCUGAUCGAGUCCGACCCCGAGGCCAUGGACCCCACCGUGCGCUCCAUCAUCGCGCUCGCAAACAAGUUCUCGGCUGCCGACCAGUUCGACUGGGAGCAUCUCCGCCGCGACCUCGUCCGAGAGAUCGAGACAAAGUUCGCCGACUUUGACGGCUUCUUCGUGCCUACCGCCCCGCUCUCCCCCAAGAUCAAGGAAGUCCAGGCCGACCCCGUCGCCCGCAACGCAAAGCAGGGCACCUACACCAACUUUGUCAACUUCUCUGACUUUGCCGCGCUCGCCGUCCCCGCCGGCUUCCGCGAGGACGGCAUGCCGUUUGGCGUCACAAUCAUCGGCCGCAAGCACACCGAUUACGCGCUGCUCGAGAUUGCGCAGAACGUGCUUUCGAAGAAGACCCGCAAGAUUGGUGCUUUGACUAAGGAGACCGAGCCGCUCAAGUCGGAUGUUGUCUUCUAAUCAAUUCUCUCGUUUCUUUUAAUUAUCCUGGAGUUUCGUCUGUUGUAUUAUUAUACUUUAUAUUUAAUCUCUCUCUCUUCUAGAGAAUGUGUUAUGAACCGUCACGAGAUUUCACAUUGGCAUACAUCUACUUAUUAUUAGUUCCCUUCAUAAUAGAUAUCUGUAUAUAA